This is a messenger RNA of Malaclemys terrapin pileata, 2342 nucleotides long. It is a transcript of the gene NAT16, whose product is annotated as N-acetyltransferase 16 (putative). The record is from RefSeq and is a predicted model, not a curated record. The transcript is spliced from 7 exons. NCBI's taxonomy places the organism in Eukaryota, Metazoa, Chordata, Testudines, Emydidae. Gene Ontology annotation, molecular function: acyltransferase activity, transferring groups other than amino-acyl groups. Bases 372 to 1343 code for a protein of 323 amino acids.
CCCAGCCCGGCCCCAGCAGCGGAGCCUGACCCCGCAUCCAGCCACCCACCGCCGGCCGCUCCCGAUAACCCCAAACGCGAGGCUACAAAGCCGGUCGGGCGGCCGCGGGCCCCCAGCUCGGCCCUUAACCGAAGGCAAGAGAAGGGUCCGGCAAAAGGCAGAACGUGCCUGGCCCCAGGGCAGCGACAGCCCAGGCCGAAGGAUGCCUGGGGCAUCGGGCGAGGGGUCCCUGAGUCACCAGCUGCCCUGCCCCAGAGGUGGCUGCAUCUCAGCGCCAGACGGCCGGUAUCUCCUGCACCGCCAACUUCCUCUCCUGACUCUCCCUGCGGCUCCUCAGACCAAUCUCCAGCUCCGCUCCUAAAGCCAGGGGCAUGAAGUUGGAGCCGGGGAUCAGCAGCGACCCGCAGCUGCAGUUCGUGGUGGCGACAGAGAAGGAGUUUGAGGAGAUCCUGGCCAUGUCGAAGGGCAUCUACGGGGGCCUGGAUUAUCUCCCCAGCCGCUACCACGCCUGGAUCCGCGAGCCCAACCGCACUGUGGUGCUGGCCAAGAAGAACGGAGAAGUGAUCGGGCUGCAGUCGGUCUGCGUGGUGGACGCUGGAGAGACGGUGCUGGUUGAGGGGCUGCGCGUGGCGCCCUGGGAGCGGGGGAAAGGUGUGGCCGGCGUCCUGCAGCGGUUCUGCACUGAGCUGGUCAAGGAGCAGCACCCCGGCGUCAAGGUGGUGCGGCUGACGCGGGACGACAAGCUGGGCCCCAAGGACUUCAAGAAAUACCGGCUGAUCACCAAGCAGGGCAUCCUGCUGGUGCGGUUCAACGCGGCGGAGCUGCUGGCCCGGCUGGACGCGGCUGUGGCCCAGCUGUGGGCGGGCGGCUUCCAGCCGCUGCCCACGGAGGCGCUGGAGCCAGGCGAGGUGCGGGGCCUGGUGCUGAGUCCCGCCUUCCAGAGCGAGGUCCUGCCCAGCCGCACCCUCAUCCAGGACUGGCAGCCCUACAAGCCCAGCGAGUCCAACCUGGCCCUGCUGCAACAGAAGCAGCUGCACUGGGUGGUGGAUUGCAAGGCCCGGCCCACGGCCGCCUCCCUCUGCACCCAGCCCUUCCCCAUCCCACUGGGCGAGGACUGGGUCUACCUCAACAUCGACGCCUUCGGCCGCCACCCCGCCCACCUCAAGAGCCAGCUGCUGCACCACCUGCGGGCCCGCCUGCCCACCCUGCGGGGCAACGUCAUGUGCCAGCUCUUCCUGGAGCCCAGCCUCUGGGGGGAGCUGGCCGAGUUCUGCCGGGCCGGCCUGCGGCUGGAGCUGGCCAAGGGCUACACCGAGCAGUACCUGCUGGAGGCAGAUAUCUAGGGAGCUGGGGGGGGGGGCAGGGGAUACUCCCCCCCUCUCCCCCACACUUCCUGGCCCCACAGAAGCACUUUCUGAGCCUUGUUUCCCAUCCUCCACCAACCCAUUCCUGGCCCCCUAGAGGAACUCCCCUAGGAGACAUGACCCUCCCUUCCCACCCGCUUGGCAAGCCCUAGCGACGGUCGAUGGAGCUGAGCAACGGUCGGCAUGGUGAUGGAACCUAGUGAUGGUUGGUCCCACGACAGAGCCCAGUGAUGGUUGGCAUGGCGAUGGACCCCACUGAUGGUUGGCACAGCAACGGAGCCCACUGAUGGUUGAUGGAACCUAGCAACAGUUAACAUGAGAACAGCGCCCUGCAAUGGUUGACAGACCCUCCCACAGGCUGCUGGAUCCCUGCGACGGUCGCCAUGCCAACGGAGCCCUAGCAAUGGCUGAUGGAAACCUGUGUGCAGGGCUCAGCUCUCCCCUCCCCCCAAAAAACCCGCCUGGAAGCCAGGCCUAGAGCGCCCUCCCCCGCCCCUCUAGUGAUGCCUCUAAACCGAGUAACGUGCAAUAUAGAGUCUCAUAAACGGAGAUAUAUUUAUAAAAUCGCCUGCAACAAGAAUCCUCCCCCCCAUCGCGCCACUAGAGCUGCCCCCCCACCAGUGCUAGAGCCCAUCCUGCCCCCCAGCACUACACACUAAACCCCCCCCCACCCCCCCCCGGGAGGUCAGGAGCAGGAAUCCUGCAUCCCUCCCUUGGGGCAGUAACUUGUGGGGUGCCCCCUCACCCCCGCUUUGGUUUUGUUGUCCCAGGCCGGGCCGAGCCCACCGUAUUAUUAAUGCUAGUCUCUGAUCCAGGUUAGAUCAGUGAGCCCCCCGCCCCAACUCCGGGGCUGGCACAGAAUGGGGGGGGGGCUGGGGGCCCUGGUUUCUUUCUGUAACUAAACUCCCCCCCCCGGUUAUCCCCCAAGCUGUGAUUCCCUCUCCCCAUCCCAUGUGGCAAUAAACCCCUCUUCCCUCA